AUGUUGAAUUACGAACAGGGACUCGAAGUUGUGCCAGGCCAUGAAAUUCCCGAGGUCGUCCCCCGUGAACUCGAAAGCAUUCCUACGGCGCUAGAUCCAUGGCGCGCAGUUCAUGGACCGUACGAAAAAGAAUGCCACGAUACUCGGACCAAAACUCCACCUGGCGCCGAACCCCCUCGCCCAGCCCGCGGCAUUUUCGGCGCCCGCAAAGCUUGGAAAUGGUGGACAAUAGUAUUGAUCUUCGUCUUGGUGGCUAUUGCCGCCAUACUCGGCGGGGUACUGGGCAGUCGUUCGAGAAGUCAAACAACCGACGAUAGCACGACUCCAGUCUCGGACCCCGGAGUGUUCGAAGGCACUGACGGCAAGUUGCGCUUUAUAGACCGAACUGGUCCCAAUGGCUUGUGGUCAGCCGUGACGACUUUGGAUGACGUUCCAUUGGCGCCUAAUGGAUCCUUUGCUAUCUCUACAGAUAUGGAACAUGGGAUGAGUACGGUCGAAUACACGCUGUAUUAUGCGACAGAAUCCGGUGAACUUUGUGGGCAAGACUUCGCAUACGGGCGGACGCCACUGACCGGAAGUCCUGGCGACAUCAACGACGUAAAUCUCGCAGCCGCAAAUGGAUCUUCCAUAGCGACAUACUUUCCCUAUAUAGUGACUCAAGACCAAGACACGGGCGAGAUGCUGUGGUACGGGUACAAAAAUCAUGUUGUACCUUACUACUUCGAUCUGACUGGAUCAUCGCUAACCGUGAUUGGUGCUCUCUAUACCGCCAUGCUUGUCCUUCCGACGAACUCGUGGACGUACGAGAGAGUCAAUACGACUUUAACGGCGGCGUUCUUCUAUCGGACACCUGAGGGUGCCCUGGCUUUCGCCUUGGGAGAGCCAGCGUUCCGAAGCGCCAACGAAUCCACUAUUGCCAGCUGGACCCCCUAUGCAGGCGCGACGCCAAACGUAUCUCUGCCGGAACGGAGCGCAGUCGGCGGUUUUGCUGUGGCUUCGGGUAUUGACAGCACAUAUGUGUCUACUUACCUCCUCUACCAAGACGACAACGGGACAAUUCAAGUUUUGUUGCCCGGCGGCAAGGGUUGGGACCGCCCUAAAUCUUUCGACGCUUUCAACGGCGCGGAUAGGGGCACAUCGAUUGCGUGUCUGACCAUGGGAGCCUAUUCCCAAAACAACGAAACGAAUGUUCCCGUGUCGUACAACACGGACACCAGUCGGUGCUACUUCCAGAGCGAGGGCUUGCUGAAGGAGGCCUGGUAUGACGGAGCUGAAUGGCGAGAUUGUGGCCUUGUAGCUACUGGGCCAGCGGCAUGA
Messenger RNA from Pestalotiopsis fici W106-1, 1317 nucleotides. RefSeq lists its product as uncharacterized. Lineage: Eukaryota; Fungi; Ascomycota; Sordariomycetes; Amphisphaeriales; Sporocadaceae. The transcript has 3 exons. The record is from RefSeq and is a predicted model, not a curated record. The coding region runs from base 1 to 1317 and encodes 438 amino acids.